AUGCCCGUUGUUCAAAGGAUACAGACACGGAUGUUCCCGACGGUGAGAGUGUCUUUUACGGGACUGAAGAGCGAAGAUCGGUAUAUUGUGCUGCUGGAUAUCGUCCCUAUCGACAACAAGAGAUACAGAUACGCCUACCACCGCUCCUCGUGGCUGGUGGCUGGCAAGGCCGACCCGCCGCCCCCAUACCGCCUCUACGCCCACCCGGACUCCCCCUACACCGGCGACCAACUCAAGAAGCAGAUCGUCACGUUUGAGAAGCUAAAACUCACCAAUAAUGAGCUGGAUAAGCAUGGCCAUAUCGUCCUCAACUCGAUGCACCGCUACCAGCCUCGGAUCCACCUCGUCAGACGCCACGACUCGGGCCAAGGACCAGUGGCAGACCUGGACCUUGAAGACCACAAGACCUUCAUCUUUUCUGAGACCGUUUUCACCGCGGUCACGGCCUAUCAGAAUCAGCUGAUCACGAAACUCAAGAUCGACAGCAACCCAUUUGCUAAGGGCUUUAGGGACUCAUCGCGUCUCACAGACUUCGAGAGAGAGACGAUGGAGAGCAUGCUGUCGGACCACCCGUACUUCCGCAGCACGCUGGCACCCGUGCUCGACGCGCACCACAGCUCGGCCGCGCCGCUGUCCCUGGAGGAGCGGGCCGUCCUCGCCGCCCGCGCCCAGAUGUUCUUCCGGCAGUCCCACUCCUCCACGCCCACCACGCCCACCACCUCGCUGGCCUCCUCCUCCCUGGCCCCGCCCUCGUCGUCCUUCGCCUCGGGCGGCCUGGGGCCCGGCCUGAGCUCCGGCAUGGGCGCGGGCCUGGGCGGCCUGAGCAGCCUGCCGCCCGCCCUCACGCAGCUCUACAGCCUGGGCGCCGCGGGCCGGGCGGCGUCGGUGCAGUCCUCGGUCAACCUGCCGCUGCAGCUGUGGUCGCAGUGGGCGGCCCUACACGGCCUCAACCAGGUCAACGCCACCUUACUCGCCCACCACGCGUCUCUCACGGCUGCGGCGGCCGCCCACACGUCCCCCGCGGGCGUGGGCGCCGUGUCCAGCGUCGGAGGAAGCAACCCCCAACCCUCGGGCGCCACGGGCGGGGGCGAGAGCGGGGGCGUGCGGCUCCCCCGCCCCGUGUACCCGCCCCUCGCUCCCGGCCUGCACAGAUUCGCUCCGUAUUUCCACCCGAAGGGCAGCCAGUCGCCCACGCACACCCGCCCCGGCUCCCCCGACGCCCGCCCCCCGCCCGAGGGCUCCCCGGGGCAGCCCGCCUGA
This is a messenger RNA of Penaeus chinensis, 1260 nucleotides long. RefSeq names its product T-box transcription factor TBX20-like. Gene Ontology annotation, cellular component: nucleus. The coding region runs from base 1 to 1260 and encodes 419 amino acids. Gene Ontology annotation, biological process: positive regulation of DNA-templated transcription; cell fate specification; heart development. Lineage: Eukaryota; Metazoa; Arthropoda; Malacostraca; Decapoda; Penaeidae. Gene Ontology annotation, molecular function: RNA polymerase II cis-regulatory region sequence-specific DNA binding; DNA-binding transcription factor activity, RNA polymerase II-specific. The record is from RefSeq and is a predicted model, not a curated record. The transcript has 6 exons.